Molecule: messenger RNA, 164 nt
Organism: Cetraspora pellucida
Lineage: Eukaryota; Fungi; Glomeromycota; Glomeromycetes; Diversisporales; Gigasporaceae
Source: the annotation of a GenBank genome assembly
UUAAAAAGAAUUUAGCUACCUUAGAUUAUAAUAAAAAAGCUAUAAAAUUAGAACCUAAAAGUGAUGAUAAGAAUAUCAUAUUAGACUAUUCAACUUCUGAUAUCAAAAGUAAUAAAGAAAAAAUAUUCAACAAUAUUGGAAAUUAUAAUAAAAGAUUUAGUUAG